Vigna umbellata (rice bean) is the source of this 1619-nucleotide messenger RNA. RefSeq names its product 26S proteasome regulatory subunit S10B homolog B. Lineage: Eukaryota; Viridiplantae; Streptophyta; Magnoliopsida; Fabales; Fabaceae. The record is from RefSeq and is a predicted model, not a curated record. Gene Ontology annotation, molecular function: ATP binding; ATP hydrolysis activity.
UAGUCACAACAUAACUCGAGCUACUCCGUCCUGCUUCGGCGUCCGAGUUCGUCUAACCAACCUCACUCUUUCUUCCUUCUUUUGAUUUUGAAGCGCAACAGCGAUGGCCGAGGCAGAGGAUGCCCUACGACGCCGUAAUGCGGUUGCGGAGUAUAGAAAGAAACUUCUUCAGCACAAGGAACUGGAAUCCAGAGUCCGAUCCGUGAGGGAGAAUUUGCGUGCUUCAAAGAAAGAGUUCAAUAAAACAGAAGAUGAUUUGAAGUCUCUUCAAAGUGUUGGGCAGAUCAUUGGCGAAGUUCUCAGGCCUCUUGACAAUGAACGAUUGAUUGUUAAAGCAAGCAGCGGUCCCAGGUAUGUGGUUGGCUGUCGCAGUAAAGUUGAUAAGGAAAAAUUGACUUCUGGAACAAGGGUGGUUCUGGAUAUGACAACACUCACCAUAAUGCGAGCACUUCCUCGUGAAGUUGAUCCCGUUGUGUACAAUAUGCUGCAUGAAGAUCCUGGUAAUGUCAGCUACUCAGCCGUUGGUGGUUUGUCUGAUCAGAUAAGGGAAUUGAGGGAGUCCAUUGAACUACCUCUGAUGAAUCCUGAGCUCUUUCUACGAGUUGGAAUUAAACCACCAAAGAGUGUUCUGCUUUAUGGUCCUCCUGGUACUGGUAAAACAUUGUUAGCCAGGGCAAUUGCUAGUAAUAUUGAUGCUAACUUCCUAAAGGUUGUUUCAAGCGCCAUAAUUGAUAAGUACAUUGGAGAGAGUGCCAGGUUAAUCAGGGAGAUGUUUGGCUAUGCACGUGAUCAUCAGCCCUGCAUCAUUUUUAUGGAUGAGAUUGAUGCCAUUGGUGGUCGUCGAUUCAGUGAGGGAACAAGUGCUGAUCGUGAGAUUCAGAGAACCCUAAUGGAGCUGCUUAAUCAACUUGAUGGAUUUGAUCAACUUGGAAAGGUUAAAAUGAUAAUGGCUACAAACCGACCUGAUGUACUUGACCCUGCUCUCCUCCGUCCUGGAAGAUUGGAUAGAAAAAUAGAAAUCCCUCUGCCUAAUGAGCAAUCAAGAAUGGAAAUUCUCAAGAUUCAUGCUGCUGGAAUCGCCAAGCAUGGUGAAAUAGACUAUGAAGCUGUUGUGAAGCUUGCAGAGGGAUUUAAUGGGGCUGAUCUUCGAAAUGUCUGCACAGAAGCUGGAAUGUCAGCAAUUCGUGCUGAGCGUGAUUAUGUGAUCCAUGAAGAUUUUAUGAAGGCUGUUAGGAAAUUGAACGAGGCAAAGAAACUUGAAUCCAGUGCACACUACAAUGCGGAUUUAGGUAAAGACUAGAAUCUAUGCAAAAUUCCUGCAGAGCCAUGGAUAUAUCUAGGCAGUGCAUCUGGAGUUGGAAAUACCUCGGGCAAGUAAACUGAAUUCAUAGAGCUAAGCGUGAUUUUCCCUUUGGGUUAUGGUUUGUGUUAUCCGAAUUUUAAAUUUGGAAGGAUAACUUAAUCAAACGGUAAAGGGAUGUUCAAUUGAAUCGUAUUUUAUCGUUGCCCCUCCGAACCCCUUUUAUCUGGAUUGUAUUAGUGUGACUCACAUGUUAUACUGGAUCUUCAUGUGCACAAUUUCUUUUAUAUCUAAAAAAUUAAAAUUGCUUAAUUUUGCA